AUGAAAGAAAAGGAUGCACGAGUAAAGUUUCGUCAAAUCGUGUCUGCGGUGCAAUAUUGCCAUGCCAAAAACAUUGUUCAUCGUGAUCUCAAGGCGGAGAAUCUGUUGCUGGAUGAAUCAAUGAAUCUGAAGAUAGCAGAUUUCGGAUUUUCCAAUAACUAUUCAUCGGGUCGAAAGCUGGAUACAUUUUGUGGUUCCCCACCUUACGCAGCGCCUGAGCUCUUCCUCGGCAGGAAAUACGACGGUCCUGAAGUGGAUGUCUGGUCUCUCGGUGUCAUUCUUUACACUCUCGUUUCCGGUUCUCUCCCGUUUGACGGGAAAAAUCUCAAAGAACUGCGUGAAUGCGUCCUUCGAGGCUCCUACCGCGUGCCCUUCUACAUGUCCCAUGAAUGUGAGAUGCUGCUCAGGAAGAUGCUUGUUCUCAAUCCAACCAAGCGCGCUUCUCUUCUGGAUAUUAUGAAAGACAAGUGGCUGAAUACGGCCUUUGAGGAUAACACUCUGCAACCCUUUAAAGAGGACAUCCCUGACUACAAUGAUCCUGAGAGAAUACAAUGGAUGGUACAGAUGGGCUUCUCUAGAAGCGAUAUCCACGACUCGCUGACGAAGCAGCGGUUCAACAAUAUCACCGCGACGUACAUCCUGCUAGGUCAACGAAGGCAGAAGUCCCUUCCCUGGCCUCCAACCCUGACGGGCAGUAGUGUCGUGCCACAGCGGAGCCUCUCGUCGGAGGUGCCGGCACCAGUGAACGGCCGCCAAAACCCUGCGACCACAGGAUCCUCCCAACCGCCACAAUCUCGCCAACUUACUCCCACAACCACCACCACUAAUGCUGCUUCCUUCCGGCGGCCCUACCACCCUCCUCCCUCAUCCUCCUCAAACACUAGUGCUCAGGUCAAAGUGAUGUCAACUGCCUUGACCGCGCCUGGUAACAUGGAAGGUGACGCAAGCUUGGCGAAUGCACCGCUUGCGACGACAGACAUUGACGACGUAAAUAACUCUCCCGCAAACACUACCACAAUUAUAGGCACCUUAAAGAGGCAGCAGGCGCGUACGGAACCUCACCAACCUAUCACCAUUUCCCCCGUGCCCUCACCCUCUCCCGACUCCUCUACUGGCACGGUGAAGCCUUCAAGGAAUCAGUCUGCACUUUCGUCAACCUCUACUGCCGUAGAAUCUAGCACUACGACCGGAAGUACGGUUCAAGAUUCGAGGAGCGAGCAUGCAGAUUCUCGUGGGGGUGCGACCUCAACCCAGACACCGAAUCGUGGUGCUCCUACUGUGCCCAAACGCCCAUCCUUCACACACAGGAACAUCACUGCCGGUAUUGAGGGUGAGUUUCACGUGCCGAUUUUGGCGCCACGUGCAUCAGACGCUGCUGCUCCCGGCUCCGAAACACCGCUCACUGGUCGACUGCCUCGGAGGGACGAGCCAAAUUCGUCUUCGUCUGGAGCCACAGCUAACAGACCCCAGCCGUACGAACUCAUAAAUUCAAACAUCGAGUCAUCUCUCCUCCAGCAACAACAACCAAACACAUCUAAUGCUUCUAACGUCGCCAAUCGAAAAAGUGGCAAUUCCAACCAGACUGCUUUCUCCAAGACCCAUUCUUCCCUUGGUUAUAGGUCACUUCGCCUCCCAGCAGAUACCACUGCGGAGUUGAGAGCUCUAGCUAGCGGUGGUGACACGCAGUCAUCGUACUACAAUACAUCAGGUGCCAGUUUUGCUGCGCACCACCAGCCGACUAUAGCCGGUGUCUCCCCGGCACCAGUGAGCCACUCGCCCUCUGUGUCCUCGUCCACUCAGGAGGGCGAAAGUCGACAUUCGACGGCAGCAUCCGCUGUUAACAGCGGCUUCUACGUCCCUUUUGGACGCAAUGUGCCUGGCCGAUCAACCAUUCAACAUGUGCCUGCCUCUGAGACCCGCGAUCGAAUCGCCCUCGAGAGACCCGACCAGUGGUCACGUCCUCUCGUCCGGCACCCUGGAACCGCCGCCCAUAUGGAUCAGAAAACCACCCUCGCUGACCUCUAUAGCCAAACUGUGAACCAGGUUAGAUCAAGGAAGAUAAGUUGGCCUAUCACCAUGAUUCUUGCAUUCUCUCUUCUUGUGUCGCAGUCCCAAGGUCGCCGUAGCCCAUCUGAUCUCUCUGUGAUUUCCGUAACAAGCUCCUCCGCAACUGCGAAAGCUGAGUCAAAUGAUGUUGCAAGCAUUUCGGAUUCGGCGGAUGACUUUGAAGCGGACGAAAUUGAUGUGGAUGAUGACGACGAGGUGGGAGAAAAUGUAAACGGGGCUGAUGUUGAGUCCUCAGGUACCGCUACUGCUGGAGAUGACCUCCGACGUCGUCAUGGAUGGGCCGUGACCGGUACCUCUAGGUCGCGCUUCAACCGUGGUGGCACACCCGUCAGUCUGCAGGAGACUUCGGCAGCAGCUAAGGCUAAGGCUAGCACCUUUUCCAAAACGGACUCCAAAAAGACCGCCGCAUCCACCAGUGGAAGCAGUGGAGGCGGCGGUUUCCUGAGAAAUUUAUCAAUGCGGUUCUCUCGCAGCAAGAUCUUCAGGCUCCCGUUCGGUAGUGGGGGUGCCGCGCCAGCAGCAUCACAAAAAGAGUCCACACCCGACUAUUCAACUCUUCGAAGUCUUCGGGGAGUCCCGGGUUCGAUACCCUCAGAGUCUCUUCAAACGCCAUUGGCAAACCCAAAAAUGGCUGCGCAUCGUCUGACUACAGCAUCAGGCAGUGUUAUUACAAGAAGUAGAAGUACCGUGACGGGUGGACGCAACAGUUGUCGUUCAAAGUCUCCGAGCCGCAGUGUCGUGGAACAGCAACAUGUGAGUCGGCGUUCAGCAUUUGUUCCGGGUGCACCGACUGAUCGCUCCUCCCGUGACACCACACCGACUAACGUGUAUGGUCGUUCCGUAUCUACCGUCAGUGCGCCUCGUAAUUCAUCCUCCCUCGUGGAACAUUCCAUCCAGUCGGGAGGCGGUGGUAGUAGUAGUGGCAACGCAAGAGUUCUUUUCCGCAUGGAAAGCAAUAGUCGGAGGCAGUUGGACGAAAUGAUGGCUGAAAUCAAGCACGCUUUGUUGGCAUCUGGUGUUGCUUUCAGCCAGACUGACCACCCGCACCGACUCCACUGCACGUGGGUGGUGGGUGGCACCACCCCUGAGACGGAUCUGGACUCAGGUCUGCCCACGACUACAGCGGGUUCUGGCGAACUCCUGCGUCUCGAGUUGGAGGUCUGCAAACUCCCGAAAGCAGGCAUGAAUGGGGUUCGGUUUAAACGAUUAGCGGGACCAGCGGCGGAGUUUAAGCGCGUCUCACAGAAACUGGCGGAGGAUCUCAAGCUAUGA
Molecule: messenger RNA, 3339 nt
Organism: Mesocestoides corti
Lineage: Eukaryota; Metazoa; Platyhelminthes; Cestoda; Cyclophyllidea; Mesocestoididae
Source: the annotation of a GenBank genome assembly